AUGUAUAGUGAAGAUGAUGAUCCUCAUCCAGUUGUUACAGGACAAGUAACUUCUAUUAGUGUUUUAAGAACAUACAGAAGAUUAGGUAUUGCAACCAAAUUAAUUCGAGCUGCAGAAAAUAGUAUGAUUGAAGUCUUUGGUGCUCGAGCAAUGAUGCUUCAAGUAAGAGUUUCAAAUCAACCAGCCUUACAUUUGUAUGAAAAAACAAUUGGAUUUACGUUUGUUUUAUUAUUUCUUUGCUGA
Entamoeba nuttalli P19 is the source of this 243-nucleotide messenger RNA. RefSeq names its product acetyltransferase, GNAT family protein. The transcript has a single exon. NCBI's taxonomy places the organism in Eukaryota, Evosea, Mastigamoebida, Endamoebidae. The record is from RefSeq and is a predicted model, not a curated record. Gene Ontology annotation, molecular function: protein N-terminal-serine acetyltransferase activity; protein-N-terminal-glutamate acetyltransferase activity. Gene Ontology annotation, cellular component: NatA complex. Gene Ontology annotation, biological process: N-terminal peptidyl-glutamic acid acetylation. The coding region runs from base 1 to 243 and encodes 80 amino acids.